UUGUUCAAUAUUGCGAGAGCAUAAAAGCAUAACAGAAGUCAUACGUUAAAUAAGUAAAACUAAAAUUUCCUAAUCCAAAUGGCGAAAGCUGGGAAUCCAUUUAACAUUCUGCGCAACAUCUACCACAAUGAGUUCCAGUGGAUGUUGGUCAAGAGCUUCGGUAUGUUUUUUCUGGGCGUGCGAAUUGCUAAGGAAUUCGUGGGCGUGGAAUUGAUGCCUACUGUUUUGCCGGCCUAGUGUAAAGAAACCAAAUUCGCUAUGUAUAAAAACAAUAGGGCAGUUAACUAUUUAUAAUUAAAAACAAAAAUUAUUUACAAGCGUA
Molecule: messenger RNA, 322 nt
Organism: Drosophila novamexicana
Lineage: Eukaryota; Metazoa; Arthropoda; Insecta; Diptera; Drosophilidae
Exons: 2
Coding region: 79-237 (52 amino acids)
Source: RefSeq, a predicted model, not a curated record